GUACGAUUUUUCCAUGCCACCAAAGGGUCGCAAUCCGAAUCCGAGUGGACUGGGUCGCGCAAUCAUCAAUAGGAAGGCGAAGGAUGCACGGAUCGCUCAUGAGACCGGGAUUUAUACCACGGACCCCGAAUCCACUCGCCUACAGUCUAUCACCCAGGAACGGGAUUUGGAUGAGUUCUUGAACACGGCGACUCUCGCAGGAGUGGACUUCACAGCCGAACGACGCAAUGUCAAGGUCAUCGCGGCAGCCGCCAAUGCACAACAAAAUCCAUACCUUUUGUCGGAGGAAGAAGAAAGGACCACUCUCCGCAAGCAAAGCGAGAACAAACAGCGUCUACGCGUACCGCGACGACCCCCAUGGACGAAGAGCAUGACGACGGCUCAGCUAGAUAGGCAAGAGAAGGAUGCGUUCUUGGAAUGGAGAAGAGGUCUUGCAGAUUUACAAGACAGAGACAACUUCCUGCUCACGCCGUUUGAACGCAACAUCGAGGUUUGGCGGCAACUUUGGCGUGUACUCGAACGAUCGCAUCUAGUCGUUCAGAUCGUUGAUGCGCGGAAUCCUUUACGCUUCCGGUGCGAGGACUUGGAGGCGUAUGUUCAGGACGUGGAAGGAGCGGAAGGAGAGGCGGGGACAGGUACAGGGAAGCGGAGAAGUCUGCUUCUCAUCAACAAGGCAGACCUCUUAACCGCUCAGCAGAGGAAACUAUGGGCGGACUACUUCGACUCGCAGAACGUGAAGUACGCCUUCUUCUCUGCCGCGAACGCCGCCGCGAUUCAAGAAGCGAGGCGGGAUGCAGCCGCGGCGAAUAGACCACAGCAUGUGCUUGAGGCGCAGGCAGACGCUGAGACCAGAAGUGGUGAGCAGGCUCCUGGAGCGGAGUUUACUCCCGCGGUGGACGCUGCCGAUGCAGACGAUGAAAGCGAAAGUCCCGCUGAAGAUUCAGAUGAGGAGACAUCUUCGGACGAUGACACCCAGUCUGAAGAGGGCGGUGCGUUUCUUCCUAUCGAGGAGGAACCAGAGGCAUCGGAUCCGCGAACAAAAGUGCUGUCUGUGCUGGAGUUGGAGGAGCUGUUCCUUCGGACUGCCCCGGAUCUGUCAACAUUCACCGACUCCUCGGGUCAACACCCGACGAAGCUUGUCGUCGGUCUCGUUGGGUAUCCCAACGUCGGCAAGUCAAGUACUAUCAACGCGCUCAUUGGCGAGAAGAAGGUCAGCGUGUCCUCGACCCCGGGAAAGACAAAGCACUUCCAGACGAUACACCUGUCCCCGACGCUAGUUCUCUGUGAUUGUCCUGGUCUCGUCUUUCCCCAGUUCGCCACCACCAAAGCCGACCUAGUGUGCGACGGCGUUCUACCCAUCGAUCAGAUGAGGGAGUACACCGGACCCACGACGUUGGUGGUGAGACGUAUCCCAAAGGAGGUGUUGGAAGCGACUUAUGGUUUGUCCAUUCGGACAAGGAGUAUCGAGGAGGGUGGUGAUGGAAGGAUCAGCGGCCCUGACCUACUUGUCGCAUAUGCGAUUGCCCGAGGUUUCACUCGAUCAGGACAGGGCAAUCCCGACGAAGCUCGCGCAGCACGGUAUAUCCUGAAGGAUUACGUUAACGCGAAGCUCCUGUUUUGCUAUCCACCGCCUGGUGUCCCCGAAGAUGAGUUCAACGAACAGACACGUCAACUCGCCUUACGUCGCGCAAUGGGAAAGAAGCGUGCGCCUACGACACGGGUUACGAUAAAGGCGGAUACUUUCGUCGCACCCGCCGCUCCCGAUGACUCCGCGCCCGCAACAAAUUCCUCCAACAAGAGCAGGAAGCUCGAUCAAGAGUUCUUUGCCAAUGGGACGCUCUCGUCACGUCCACAUAUGCAAGGCGCAAGAGGGCAGGGACAAGAAUUUUCGAGGUCGAAAUUGUAUCCGCACCAGAACAUGGUCGCAGAUGACGGCACCCCAUUGACUGGACGGAGGGCGCGGAUAGCUGCGGUUCUUGCUGCCGGCGGCGACGUUGCACCAGGCAAGAAGCACCAUAGGAAGAUGAAGCGGGUCAAGCAGAGGAGCGGGAAAGGUUACGACGACUGAGUGUGUUCGUCCCUGUUGUGUAUCGACUGACCUACUGUAGCCCUAGACUCUCCAGCCCGUGUUGCAUGUACUGUGUUUGUCUACUUG
Molecule: messenger RNA, 2155 nt
Organism: Dichomitus squalens LYAD-421 SS1
Lineage: Eukaryota; Fungi; Basidiomycota; Agaricomycetes; Polyporales; Polyporaceae
Product: P-loop containing nucleoside triphosphate hydrolase protein
Exons: 8
Coding region: 14-2068 (684 amino acids)
Biological process (GO): ribosomal subunit export from nucleus
Cellular component (GO): cytosol
Molecular function (GO): GTPase activity; GTP binding
Source: RefSeq, a predicted model, not a curated record